Messenger RNA from Talaromyces stipitatus ATCC 10500, 728 nucleotides. Its product is annotated as GPI anchored protein, putative. The record is from RefSeq and is a predicted model, not a curated record. The transcript has 2 exons. Bases 24 to 728 code for a protein of 234 amino acids. Lineage: Eukaryota; Fungi; Ascomycota; Eurotiomycetes; Eurotiales; Trichocomaceae.
AUACCGUAUUGCAUAUAUCCACCAUGCGUCCCUUUUUCAGUCUGGCCCUGGCCUCCGUGGCCACUGCCCACUUCACUCUCGACUGGCCUGUAUCCCGCGGCUUCAAUGAAGAUACCAUGCCCACCUUCCCCUGCGGAGGCUUCAACACUCCAGUCUCCAACCGGACCGUCAUUGCCCUAGACGCGCACUCCAUCCCCGUCGACAUCACUUUCCACCACACGCAAACAGCCGUGUCCUAUCUCCUUGCUCUGGGUAACGAUCCCGGAUCAAGCUUCAACAUCACUCUCGGCCCAACUCUGGCUGCCACGGGACUCGGCGAAUUCUGCUUGCCAGAUAUUUCGCUUUCUUCCCUCAAUCUCACAGAUGGCCAGAACGCGACUUUACAAGUGAUUACUGACGGUGAUAGCGGUGGCGGUUUGUUCGCUUGCGCCGAUAUCACCUUCUCAUCAUCUGUCGCCAAGAACAGCCCCAGCAAAUGCGCUAACAACACCGGCGUCACUGCAACCGCUCUCUCCGGCGCUGACGGUGCACGAACGGCCAACUUCUCCAAUCCCGACGGUAGCCCUAGGAGUGCCUCCCCUUCGAGCUCAACUUCUUCUGGCUCUAGCUCAACCAGCGCUACUGCCAGCGCAGCAUCCAGCACUCACACUGGUGCCGCUGUGACUUUGGAAACGGCCGGCUGGGGUGUUUUGGGUUCUGCCUUUGUUGCUUGUCUUGCGCUUCUAUAG